GCCCCUGCCUGUCGCGCUCCCCCCAGGGCCCCCACGCACCCACCUUCGGAGCCUCUCCCAACUCGGUUCCGGGGGUUGGUGGCCACGCCGCGAUGCCGAAAUAGGACGAGCAGCCAUGUUUCCCCGGGUCUCUUGCGGCCCGCCCCGCCCCUCCCCCAUGGCGCUGCCGGCGCGGAGCGCGGGGCUCAGAGUGCGGGCGCCGGGCUCCAUGCGGGGCGCGGGCCGGCCAGGGCCAGAACGCCGUUCGCGCGGGCUAGGGAGCGGAUGCGCGGGGCUCGGUCCCGAAAUGGCCUUUUGACUUGCCGAGGUGAUUUCGAGCUAAAGGUGAAAGAGCUUGUCCUGGACAACUGUCGGUCGAAUGAAGGCAAAAUUGAAGGCCUCACAGAUGAAUUUGAAGAACUGGAGUUCUUAAGUACAAUCAACGUAGGCCUCACCUCAGUUGCAAACUUACCAAAGUUAAACAAACUUAAGAAGCUUGAACUAAGUGAUAACAGAAUCUCAGGGGGCCUGGAAAUAUUGGCAGAAAAGUGUCCGAAUCUCACACAUCUAAAUUUAAGUGGCAACAAAAUUAAAGACCUCAGCACAAUAGAGCCACUGAAGAAGUUAGAAAACCUCAAGAGCUUAGACCUUUUUAAUUGUGAGGUAACCAACCUGAACGACUACCGAGAAAAUGUGUUCAAGCUCCUACCACAACUCACGUAUCUCGAUGGCUAUGACCGGGAUGACAAGGAGGCCCCUGACUCGGAUGCUGAGGGCUACGUGGAGGGCCUGGAUGAUGAGGAGGAAGACGAGGAUGAGGAAGAGUAUGAUGAAGAUGCUCAGGUAGUGGAAGAUGAGGAAGAUGAAGAUGAAGAGGAAGAAGGUGAAGAGGAGGAUGUUAGUGGAGAGGAGGAGGAGGAUGAAGAAGGUUAUAACGAUGGGGAAGUAGAUGACGAGGAAGAUGAAGAAGAUCUUGGUGAAGAAGAAAAGGGUCAAAAGCGAAAACGAGAACCUGAAGAUGAGGGAGAAGAUGAUGACUAAGUGGAAUAACCUAUUUUGAAAAAUUCCUAUUGUGAUUUGACUGUUUUUACCCGUAUUCUCCCCGCCCCAAAUCCCGCCCCCCGAAACUUAUUUUUUUCUGAUUGUAACGUUGCUGUGGGAACGAGAGGGGAAAACUGUACUGGGGGUUGCGGGGGGAGGAAGGGAGGGGGUGGAAUAAAAUACUAUUUUUACUGCCACUCUUUAUUUUUUUUCCCCCUACUUUUUCUUUGUGUGAUUCUGUCCCUGUAAAUGCAAUAGCUAAGUACACACCAAGUGGGCAUUUGUUCCUUACUCUCAGAGAGGAUGGUUUGGAGUCUCUUACAUUUCCUGGUAUUUCCCCACUCUUGUUGGUUGGAAGGCCAUGGCUGACCUCAUUUUGGUUACUCAGUCAAAGCCCAGCAGGGGCUGAGCACCAGCCAUAUCUUAAGUCUUGUUCUGGUUCAUGUGAUUUCUGCAUUUCCUGGGCCUGCUAGAGGCAUCAGACGCCCUAGUUUGUAAAUAGCAAUCUAAAGGUAUAUUUUGGCACUGGUUUGGGGAUAUUCCCCGUCUCUCAUCCCCCUUCCCCCUUCACAGAUGGUGGCGGGCUUCGCUACACAGAGGACUCUGAUAUUACUCUUAAGAGCCCAAGAGCUGAAAACAGCAGGCUUGUGAGUCACGAGUAAAGUAAAUUUGGUAAUUAUCAUUAAAAGAGAAAUGCAAACCCUCAAACUUCAACUUCUAUAAAACAAAACAAAACAAAAAAAACACUGCCCUAUCUUGGUCUGUAAAAUAUUAGAAAGCUUUGUUUUACAAAAUGACGAGAAUUCUUCCACAUGUCCUUCUGUGCUUAGAACAUUUUUACAGACCUAAGCACAGGAGAUGUUGCUGCAUGUCAGCUGGUUUUUUUUUUUCAUACACCUGAGCACGGAAAAACUAAUGCAAAAUUGUAUUUUCUUACCUAGUGGAAAUCUGGAAUGACUGAAAAUUCCUAGUGAAUGUACAGGUUUGCUUUCAUGUCCCUCUUCUGGAUUGCUUUAGAAGUGAUGUGUUACUUCCUAGCCCCUGUUUCAUCUGUAUAAAAGAACAUCUGCACCAGUUUUUCUCUUCCCCCUCAGAAGAGCCAAACUUUGAGUUUUAUGUCUGUUUGUCAUUGAUAAAUUUCAAUAAAUCUUUUUAUACAAUUUC
Molecule: messenger RNA, 2184 nt
Organism: Choloepus didactylus (southern two-toed sloth)
Lineage: Eukaryota; Metazoa; Chordata; Mammalia; Pilosa; Megalonychidae
Gene: ANP32A
Product: acidic nuclear phosphoprotein 32 family member A
Exons: 7
Coding region: 265-1020 (251 amino acids)
Biological process (GO): regulation of apoptotic process; nucleocytoplasmic transport
Cellular component (GO): nucleus; perinuclear region of cytoplasm
Molecular function (GO): histone binding
Source: RefSeq, a predicted model, not a curated record